CACAGCAGCAAACCCCCAGUCAAACAGCUGUCAGUGACUACCUUAGACAAGGGUUAUCAAUUUGAUCAAAAAUGCAAAAGAUCAAAGAGAGAGAAGAGAAGCCGUAAAAACAAACCAGUCUUUUUGAAGCAACAUUCCCGUCCAGCUUCCGGAUCUUGCCAAGGCGCCUAGCUACAUGUAUACAUGUGAUCCUGCGCAUAAACCCAAUCCCUGCUCCCGAGCUGAACGGGCAAAAUCAACAAACAUGUGACGGCUAAUCGGAAGCGAAUCGCAUGAACUGCGCAUGAUGCAGGGGAGCCUAAUGCCUAAUUUCCUCAUGGCCAGCUCGUGGUGGUGCUUCCUGCGAACCCAAACUGUUCCGAUGCUUCACCAUAGGCUGAGCUGAGUUGUGCUCUGCAUCACAACCAAAACCCGCGGCAAAAUAGCCCCGGAACAUCGUCGACGAUGCCAAACGCCAUCAUCAGCUGGUUCCGGCGCCGACGCGUCGCAAGAAGCAGCAAGAAGCAACGAGGCACCGUCUCGCUGUCCACAAGGCUGAUAAUAGAAGCUCCUCCGAUCCCGCCUCACCCAACGCUGCCCUCUCAGCGCAGAGGACGGCUCACGCCCGCCCCGUCCCACGAGAGCCUCAUCGCCGCCUCCAAUGCCGCCACCGCAAACAGCUCCUUCUUCACCAAGCUGCCCGUGGAGAUUCGGCGCAAGAUUUUGAUAGAAGCCUUUGGCGGCCAGACGAUUCACAUGGACCUAAUUUACGACCACCCGCCGCAGCCUCCAGAAGCGCAGACCGAAGAGAUGAUUAAGAAAAAUGGCCGGUUCCGAGCGCAUGGAAACUUCAAUGUCAACGUCCACGGUGUUCCCACAUGCGAUGAGAGAAAUCUUAGGCUGGACGACUCACAACCAAAGAGAUGGGCCUGGCGAAGCUCCGUCUGCCAUCGAAACGGACCAGCCCGUUGUCGUCCCGAAGACGAGGUCCAACCUGGGGAGGAUUACUGUCGAUUUGGCCAGUCACCAUGGCACGCGAUCUGUCUUUGCUGGCCUGGAGAGUUCCCAACAAAGUGCCAAGUAGGAGCGAUGGGAUGGCUUUGCAGUUGUCGUAAAGCAUAUCUCGAGGGCAUUGAUGUCUUAUACUCCACAAACACAAUCCACACAGCCAGCAAGGAAAUGAUCCUCAGCCUCACCUCCAUCCUCCUCCCGCAGCGCCUCUCAAGCAUCACAUCAGUGGAGCUCCUGUGGGACUUUGCGCCGUUCCCCAGCAUCCACCCCGAAGUCGUCAAGCCGCCGCUCUCAGACAUGGCCAGCUUCCGCGCAUUCCUCGACGCCAUCCCGACCACGUUUCCCGCCUUGAGAAAGGUGCACAUCUCCCUCCAAGGACACAUAUACCCGACGAAGACGAUCAACGGCUCCACCAGCUGGGACAACAACAUCGACAGGGUCGACGAGAUCUUGCAUCCCGUGGACGACUUCGUCUUGGGGUUAGAGCCGGACGUAAGACGGAGCUUUUCGCUCGGCAUCCCGAGCUCGCUGUAUAGGAGCCAGAGAGAUAGGGCCCUCCAGAACAAUGACCCGGUAGAGCAGGCUCACCGCGGUCAGUAUGAGCGACACUGGAGGCCGCUCAAGGGCUCUGGGGAUGGUGGAGGGUAUUGGGUGUGUCUAGGCAACAAGGAUUUGACCAUGCCGUUUAUCUGCACGAUGGGAGAAGGCGGCUAUAAGGGCAUUAUAGGGGAGGACAACUGGGUGUUUUACAGCUUCUAGCCUUGGUAGAGUUCUUGAGAGUUGGUUAUACCAUUUGAUUUAUACGCGUAUAUAUGUAUAUCUGUUCCGCGCACAUGUCGUGUAAGCUAUUAUUAGUCCCGUCUUGUUUUGAGUUACCCUACGACAAAGAUUCCCGAUCUGAUCUUAGAUCUUGUGCUUGUUACACUAUCAGAGUUUACAUGUUCAGCCAC
Messenger RNA from Trichoderma harzianum CBS 226.95, 1940 nucleotides. RefSeq lists its product as hypothetical. NCBI's taxonomy places the organism in Eukaryota, Fungi, Ascomycota, Sordariomycetes, Hypocreales, Hypocreaceae. Bases 445 to 1749 code for a protein of 434 amino acids. The record is from RefSeq and is a predicted model, not a curated record. The transcript is spliced from 2 exons.